AAAUAAUCGACUGUCUAAUUAACCUUGUACACCACAAUUUUAAAGUUGUUCAUGCAAAAACGUAACAACAAAGUGAGUAUUGGAUAAAAAAGAAUCCAAUCAGAACAUUAUUAACUGCCGGCUAAGGAAGGGCAUGGUAAAAACGUUAAAAUCCAAUAAGAAAUGUACACGUGUAGUAAUCAGUUUAGGCCGAGUCUGUAAUUAGGUUCUCGCUUAAUAGUUAAUAAUCGUGAUGGGAGGAAGUGCUAGUCUCCAGUCAGACUCGAUGGAAGCAGCAGCAGCAGCAGAUUCUUCGAUUCCCAGAGACAAAGACUUUGGCAAAUUCCAAUUCGGAUGCGAGCACUACAAGAGACGAUGUAAAAUCAGAGCUCCUUGCUGCAAUCUCAUCUUCUCAUGCCGCCAUUGCCACAACGACUCUGCGAAUUCUCUUCCUGAUCCUAAAGAACGUCAUGAUUUGGUCCGCCAAAACGUCAAACAGGUUGUUUGUUCAAUUUGUCAAACUGAGCAAGAGGUUGCUAAAGUCUGCUCGAAUUGUGGCGUCAAUAUGGGAGAAUACUUUUGCGAUAUCUGCAAAUUCUUUGACGACGAUAUUUCGAAAGAACAGUUUCAUUGUGAUGACUGUGGAAUUUGUAGAGUUGGUGGGCGUGACAAAUUCUUUCAUUGCCAGAACUGUGGAGCUUGCUACGGAAUGGGCUUGCGCGAUAAACACUCGUGCAUUGAGAACUCUACAAAAAAUUCUUGUCCUGUCUGUUAUGAGUAUCUAUUUGAUUCGGUAAAGGCCGCACAUGUGAUGAAAUGUGGUCAUACAAUGCAUAUGGAUUGCUUUGAACAAAUGAUCAAUGAAAACCAGUACCGAUGCCCAAUUUGUGCCAAGUCAAUGGUGGAUAUGUCUCCUUCGUGGCACCUAUUAGAUUUCGAGGUAAGAAUCAAAUUUUUGAUUUGGUGAAUUUAUUGAGGUAAAGACCAACCAACAUUCUUUGUACAGAUAAGCGCAACAGAGAUGCCUGUUGAGUACAAGUUUGAGGUUUCAAUUCUCUGCAAUGACUGCAACAAGGGGAGUAAAGCUAUGUUCCACAUUUUGGGACACAAGUGCAGUGAUUGCGGUUCAUACAACACUCGGAGAAUCUCAACGCCACAAGAUCCAGUGAGUGAAACAGAGUGAUCAUUUUCUGAAGCCAACUCUUCUUCAUUGAAUUUUCCCGUCAUUGGUCCAACCAUAGAGCGAUAGGGCUGUGUUCUGCUUAUUUAUUUUUGUUCUUGGCCUAAAAACACUUGAAACGGAAAAUAUCGUACUGUUAUAUAAAUGGUAUUACUGUGUUUAGUCAUCAUGUAAACUGAAAAUUUGAAAAAGCUUGUUUUUCAUAUGAAAAACAACAGUUCAAUUACAUUGUGUCCUAUCACACGUUUGACGAUGAUGCUAUUC
Molecule: messenger RNA, 1423 nt
Organism: Arabidopsis thaliana (thale cress)
Lineage: Eukaryota; Viridiplantae; Streptophyta; Magnoliopsida; Brassicales; Brassicaceae
Product: zinc finger (C3HC4-type RING finger) family protein
Exons: 11
Coding region: 233-946 (237 amino acids)
Molecular function (GO): zinc ion binding; ubiquitin-protein transferase activity
Source: RefSeq, marked reviewed